AUGAAGACCGUUCUUUUCUCGACUCUGUUGCCCCUCGCCCUGGCUCUCCCAGGCCCCCAGAAACAGCCCACGGAGGGAAAGCUACCCUGGCAGAAGGGCAGUGUAUGCCUGGCGCUGACGGAAGACUGUAUGGGAACGAUCGGGUGGUGCAACCUCGAGGCGCAACGCGUCAAGGAGUUCGGGACUCGUGAGAGGUGUCUCGCUCAAAGAGAACGCCGUCCCGCCGACGCCCCUAAACUCCCAUGGAUGAAAGGCACCGGUUAUGACUGUGCAUAUGCGCUCACUCCUGAGGAAAGAUGUUAUGGCACGGCACUUUUCUGCCGUGAGAAACUCUACCCACAGGGUCAAUAUCGGGACGAGCAGGAAUGCUUGUCUGACAGAGAGGAUGCGCCUGCGGAAUCCAAGCGCCAGACGAAAGAAGAGCUUCAGGGACCCAAGACGGAAGCGAAGGCGAAGAAGCCAUUCCGUCAGCCCGCGCCCGACAGUGACACUUCGUGCAUGACCUUCGACCGGGGCAGUGAGCGCUGCGUUGGGACCAAGUACUACUGUACCAAUGAUAUCAUAAGGUUUCCCUACACCGAUGAGGACGGCAGUGUCUACAAUAGCGCCGCUGAGUGUCUCGGAGCCCGUGAACCUGAGCCUCAAUCUACCGACGCUGAUCGGAUUGUGUUCCCCGAUAAUUAG
This is a messenger RNA of Aspergillus bombycis, 684 nucleotides long. RefSeq lists its product as uncharacterized. The coding region runs from base 1 to 684 and encodes 227 amino acids. The record is from RefSeq and is a predicted model, not a curated record. Lineage: Eukaryota; Fungi; Ascomycota; Eurotiomycetes; Eurotiales; Aspergillaceae. The transcript is spliced from 3 exons.